Messenger RNA from Carassius gibelio (silver crucian carp), 1202 nucleotides. RefSeq lists its product as uncharacterized. Bases 216 to 1202 code for a protein of 328 amino acids. Lineage: Eukaryota; Metazoa; Chordata; Actinopteri; Cypriniformes; Cyprinidae. The record is from RefSeq and is a predicted model, not a curated record. The transcript has 8 exons.
CAGCUGAUGAGAGAAAACGUGUACGAGACCCUCCACACACCUCUAAAAGGGACUCUGUAGGACGUGGUAAGCCGAGGGGAAGGCGAGGAGGGCGACGCCAUGCCUCCGCUACAGCCACAUAUCCCACGUUUGAGUGCUCCCUUUCAUCCAGUGUUGAGGUUCCUUUUACUGCAACCUCAACUAAACUAAAUCCUCAAGAGGAAUUUGAAAAAAAUAUGGAGAGGCUCUCUGACAUUUUGGCGUCAUGUCCUUCUGCUGGUCAGCCUCAAAGUAGCUCUGCAUCAUCAUGGUCUUUUCGGCAACAGAAAGCCUCAGAGCGCUGGAAAGAAGCAAGACCAUACCACCUAAAAUGCCUUAUUUCAAAAGAGGCUGUUGGUCAUCCCCUGUGUGGCCUUUGCAACAAGCCUGCUGUUAUUAGGUGCAGAGAGUGUCUUCCUGAGGAGUGGUUCUGUGGGGACUGUGAUGUAUUGCAUCACAAAAAACAGCCACUCCACAACAGGGAAUGCGUGAUUCGUGGUUUUUUUGAAGCCAUUCCUCCAACCACAUGCAUCAUCAAAGGGGAAGCUGGAUUUUGCACCCAUGAGCAAGCUUGCAUUUUGCCAACUGUGAAGAUGCCAGACUGCUCCUGUGGAGGCACAAACUUCACUGUCUUACCAGGCAAACCAGUGAUUUUAAUUACCAUCAAUGGGCGUUUUGACUUGCAUCAGCCACUGUAUGAAUGUCAAACAUGCCAGCAGCAAUGGACCCCUGACUUUAAAGACCUCCUAAGAAGUGGAUAUUGGCCAGCCUCCAUCACCAAUUCCACACUUUAUACCCUGGACCUCUUGAGCUCCCUUCAGGAACUCAAGAUCAUAUCUCCGGGAUUCUCCAGACAAGCCUUCGCAAAGCUGCUGGAGCAUCGGACUAAGUGUGGAGGAAGAUCUGGACCUAUCAACGGCGAUGCACUGCAGCGCAGCUUUUUAGAGCUUUCGUAUGCAUCAUUUGAGGAAGACCAGCUCUGCUGUGGUGCUCCUUUCACCUGCCCAGCCUGCACACCAGAAAUGUUGGCUGUUUCAGCAGAUGGAAAUAGAAAGCUAUAUCGCUUUCGCCGAAACGGAAGCUCUGAUGAUCCUGGCUUUUUUGAGGGGCUCUUUGUGGCUGAAGACAGUGUGGUGUCUAGAUUUGUCGACACCAUACAGAAAGCAGUGAAAAAUGCAAGUUGA